AUGACUCAGAAGGAUUUGCAUUUACGACAACCAAGAUGGCUAGAGUUGAUAAAUGAUUACGAGGUUGUGAUUGAUUAUCACUCGGGUAAAGCAAACGUGGUUGCCAAUGCCUUGAUUAGAAAAUCAUUAUUUGCGUUGAGAGCAAUGGAUGCCCAAUUAGCUUUAUUAGAUGAUGGUUCAAUUCUAGCAGAGUUGAGAGUUAGGCCAAUGUUUCUACAAGAGAUUCUUGAAGCUCAGAAAUGUGAUAAGGAUUUGCAACCCAAGAGAACUCUGUGUAAGGUAGGGGUUGAAUCAGACUUUCAGAUUGGCAUCAAUGGGUGUAUAAUGUUCAAAGAUAGAGUUUGUGUACCCAAGGACAGGAAACUUAUUCAAAAGAUUCUAUGA
This is a messenger RNA of Gossypium arboreum, 384 nucleotides long. RefSeq lists its product as uncharacterized. The transcript has a single exon. The record is from RefSeq and is a predicted model, not a curated record. Lineage: Eukaryota; Viridiplantae; Streptophyta; Magnoliopsida; Malvales; Malvaceae. Bases 1 to 384 code for a protein of 127 amino acids.